Molecule: messenger RNA, 579 nt
Organism: Hyaloperonospora brassicae
Lineage: Eukaryota; Oomycota; Peronosporomycetes; Peronosporales; Peronosporaceae
Source: the annotation of a GenBank genome assembly
AUGACGGCCGUCGACGACCACCACGAGCGCUUUAUGCGAGCAGCUCUGCAAGAGGGCGAACUGGCGCUGACCCGCGCCGAAGUGCCCGUGGGCUGCGUGUUCGUGUACCAGGACGCGAUCAUCGCCCGUGCGUCCAACCGCGUCAACGAGCUCUGCAAUGCCACGAUGCACGCGGAGAUUGUAGCGAUCGAGUCCAUUGCCGCCACGUACGGCGGUCGAGCAGACGCAGUGCUGUCCGAGUGCACGUUGUACGUGACGUGCGAGCCGUGCAUCAUGUGUGCGGGAGCCCUUGCCAACAUCUCGAUCCAGCGCGUGUUUUUUGGCUGCCACAAUGAUCGCUUUGGAGGCUGUGGCUCGGUGCUGAACUUGCACGAGCGCGGUGCACUGCCGAAUAGCGACGUGCAUCGCGGCUUCCCGUGUGUGUCAGGCAUCCUCAAAGACGAUGCGGUCACGCUGCUCCGGAAGUUCUACACAAGCGCAAAUCCGCGCGUAGAAGACUCGAAGAAGAAGAGGAAGAAUCGCGGCGCGGAAACCGACGCGAUUGCGACAAACGACAGCCAUAGUCAAGCAAAUGCGUGA